UCCAGUAUUGCUGAGAUCCAGCAGCCUGCAGUUACCUCAUUUCCAAGUGGCACAGGCAGGAAUGGUCACCCCACCACAGGGCUGUCUGGCAGGGAUUAUCUAGUGCAGGAGAGCAAUUGUGGCAUCACAUUCUGGAUAAUUUACACCUGGGUUCAUGGAGCAGAGGCUAUUGAUUCUACUGGGACUACUGGUCACUUCUAACACAGGGUUUGUUCUGGCUCUUUUGCCCCAGUUCCCAGGGGCUAAGGGCAGUCUCCAAGUUAAAGAGGGAGGAAGAAAAGCUAGCAGGGAAGAGGAGUCACCGACAACCUUUUUCCAAUCAGGAGUGACCCUUCCCCCUAGGUCAGCUUCCCCUGGACCUCAAGGAACCCCAAUUCCUGGAUAUGAGCAAAUGAGCCCCAGCUUUCACCUGGAGCCAGAUUCUGGGGGAGCCCACAGGAGGGAAAGACGCUGUACAUGUUAUACAUACAAAGACAAGGAGUGUGUCUACUACUGUCAUCUAGACAUCAUAUGGAUCAAUACGCCUGAGAGAACAGUGCCAUAUGGACUAUCCAGUUACAGGGGAAGCGUACGAGAAAAACGAGAUACAGACAGAAGGCGGAUGAGCUCCUUGACACAGCCCCGGUGUUCAUGUACAGACCCAAGUGACCAGCGCUGUGUCAAGUUUUGCGAACAGAAGACAGACAGACCCUUAAGGCAAAGAACACGCAGAGAUCUCAGAAUAAAACUGACAAGAAUACGUGCUGCAGCAUGAACGCCAGCCACUGUGGUCAGGCCUGCAGCACACAGGUUUGGAGAUGCCAUUUAGGACAAGUGAGUUUCCAAGAUGCCUGAGAUGACUCGUUACUGUAUGUCGCAGACAGAGGACAAGGCCGCCCAUCAUCAACCCUUCAGGCACAAGAGAAAUUACACAUUUUGUUUUCUCAACAUGUCUUUACCUCACAACCAGUAUUUGCUUAGAGAAGUGAAGAAAGAUAAUGGGCGCUUUCUAUUGAGGAGAGAUCUAUCCAUUGAAAAGUCCAACUGGUCACGCAUUUGAUCUUUAGAGGAAAUUGAAACAAAUUGCCUUCCAAUACAAUUUUUUUUUUUGUAGAACUCAAACUCCAUUUACCACAGGAGCCCAGUAGUAGUUCUGUACAUAUGUAUAUUCAACCAAUCUUGUAAAGGGCUAAUUUCAGGCAAAAAUUCUAUGUUAAGUCUACUGCAUAGCUUUUAUACAGAUAAUUAAGCAUAGGAAAGCUUUGCUUUGUCAUCAACCUUCACCCACCAUGCAUCAUCUCCUCUUACAGAAAAGUCUAUAUUCAAGGCUGGUGACAAUUGUGCAUGGACCAAUACGGUGCAAUCUGAGAAUCCUAAUUUUGCUACAGUAUGUAUCUGAAAAUGCAAGCACAUAUACAGGGCCGUCGUUAAUAUUGAUUGGACCCUGGGCAAGAAUUUACUUGGGCCCUCUGGAUCCCGCUUUCCCACACACUAGCAUGCAAUCACGCCCUCCACCACAACACACACACAAAAAAAAAAA
This is a messenger RNA of Bufo bufo (common toad), 1519 nucleotides long. RefSeq names its product endothelin 3 (gene EDN3). Gene Ontology annotation, biological process: regulation of vasoconstriction; regulation of systemic arterial blood pressure by endothelin; intracellular calcium ion homeostasis. The record is from RefSeq and is a predicted model, not a curated record. Bases 155 to 754 code for a protein of 199 amino acids. The transcript is spliced from 5 exons. Gene Ontology annotation, cellular component: extracellular region. NCBI's taxonomy places the organism in Eukaryota, Metazoa, Chordata, Amphibia, Anura, Bufonidae. Gene Ontology annotation, molecular function: hormone activity; endothelin B receptor binding.